ACAAAAACGCCCUCUCCUUGUACUGCAUUACUCCUUGCUGUUUGUUUCCCUCUCCCCCAAAAAGAAAAAAAGCCAUCGAUAAACAGUUUGAAGAGUGUGCUAUUUACAUGGAGGAUUACACAAAAAAAAUUCUUUUCCCAAAGAAAAGAGUAUAUAAGGACGACAUUUCCUUGACCCCUCGACUUCUUUAUAACCGCCUUCCUCCUUUCUUUUUUUGAAUCUUGAUUCAUUUUUCAAGUUCAGAAAAAAUACCAUUCCACGCAACGCAAACACAAACAAACGAUAACUUUAUAACGACCUUUUUUACGACUUAAGAAAAAAAAUAUAAUCCUUUCUGUAACGACCCCAGAAAAAAACACUCCUACGAAACACACAAAAAAACAUAUCUUAUACUCUCUUCCAAAAACACUCUAUAAACCCCUUUUCUUACAUUUUAUCGAACAACUAUCAGAAAAUCAACAUGCCAGUUAAAGCCGGAAUUAACGGAUUUGGUCGUAUCGGCCGUAUUGUAUUGCGAGCUUCGCUCUUGAACCCCGAGAUCCAGGUCGUUGCGGUAAACGACCCUUUUAUCGAUCUGGACUAUAUGGUGUAUAUGUUUAAAUAUGAUUCGACGCACGGCCGUUUCAAAGGAACGGUUGAAAAGAAGGACGGCAAGCUUGUCGUUGACGGCCACGAGAUUGCUGUUUACUCUGAACGCGACCCAGGCGCCAUCCCAUGGAAGGACACCGGGGCCGAUUACGUGGUCGAGUCCACAGGCGUCUUCACGACAAAAGAGAAAGCCGGCGCACAUCUCCAGGGCGGGGCCAAAAAGGUUAUCAUUUCGGCGCCAUCCUCGGAUGCUCCCAUGUUUGUCGUCGGCGUGAACCUCGACAGCUACUCUCCGGACAUGCAAGUCAUCUCCAAUGCCUCCUGUACUACCAACUGCCUUGCUCCACUCGCCAAGGUUGUCGACGACAACUUUAAGAUCGUCGAAGGCCUCAUGACGACUGUCCAUGCUACGACAGCAACACAGAAGACAGUGGAUGGACCAUCGGGCAAAGACUGGCGUGCAGGCAGAGGGGCCGGGGCGAACAUUAUACCGGCGUCUACGGGCGCAGCAAAGGCUGUUGGCAAGGUAAUUCCUCAUCUGAAUGGCAAGCUUACGGGUAUGUCGUUCCGGGUUCCUAAUCCGGAUGUGUCCGUCGUGGAUCUGACCGUACGAAUAGAACAGGCUGCAUCGUAUGAGGACAUCAAACAAGCCAUCAAGACUGCUUCCGAGGGCCCACUGAAAGGAAUUCUCGGCUACACGGAGGACGAGGUGGUCUCGACCGAUUUCCUCGGUGACCCACACUCCAGUAUAUUCGACGCCAAGGCCGGUAUCUCGCUCAACCCUCAUUUCGUCAAGCUGAUCUCUUGGUACGACAAUGAGUACGGCUACUCCACUCGUGUUGUCGACCUCUUGGUGCACGUUGCCAAGGCGGACGGCAGCUUGUAAAUCUUCUACUACUUUCUUAAUAUUUUUCAUUUUUCUUCUAAUCACAUCACUUCUCUCAUUAAACUUCCACUCCAAAACCUAUUACUUCUCCCUCUCUCAUCCUCUCUCAUCCUCUCUCCCUCGACUCUAUCACCUCCUAGUCCAUCUCUUUUUCUCCCUCUUUGAACACUCUUCCUCUCUCUCGAAUUCUCUUGCAACUAUUUCAUAUAUGUCCAUCAUCUGCACAUCCUUUCUCUCUUAAAAAAAAAGGAUACUUGUUAAUUUUAUGUUGUAGAUUAUUAUCACGCAUAUUCCAUGCCCUGUCUAUUUCUUUCUUAUUCACCCACUCUCCCCAUUAUCAUCUUUACAUAUUUUUUGUUCUAUGAGCAACAUUUUUUUGUAUAUGCAUUUUUUCCCUCUCAGUUAUCUAGUCAACCCCAGCGUGUAACUUUUAUACACUAUGUUUAUAAACAUACUAAAAAGCUAUUAACUUCAUGA
This is a messenger RNA of Zychaea mexicana, 1951 nucleotides long. RefSeq names its product glyceraldehyde-3-phosphate dehydrogenase. The record is from RefSeq and is a predicted model, not a curated record. Bases 461 to 1474 code for a protein of 337 amino acids. The transcript has 4 exons. Gene Ontology annotation, molecular function: NAD binding; oxidoreductase activity, acting on the aldehyde or oxo group of donors, NAD or NADP as acceptor; NADP binding. Lineage: Eukaryota; Fungi; Mucoromycota; Mucoromycetes; Mucorales; Lichtheimiaceae. Gene Ontology annotation, biological process: glucose metabolic process.